AUGCAUCCACAGCAACGACUCUUUGUACUCUUAAUACUCUUAUCGAUCGUCGGUUUAGGGUUCUAUCAGCUUAGAAAUUUUACCUCAAUAUCAUCAUCCCCGUCUUCAAAAGACCAGGAUCUACAACAACAACAACUCUCGGAAAAAACCUGUGCAAAGUAUUGUCCAAAAACAUCCUCAAUGCCUCUUCUGACUCCAGAGAAGCCUAGUUGCCCUCCCGUGCAGGAAUGUAAAUGCUAUUCAUUAACGGAUUCACCACCUGGUACAGAUGGGCAGGUAACUAUGAAGACAUCCUUUGGAAAAGCCUUGUACAAACUUGCAAAACAAGAUGACGUUCGUACAGUGUUAGAAAUUGGUACAUGGUUCGGAGGAGGCUCAACUCAAUGUAUUGCUAAGGGCUUACAAGAAUCAGGAGAGGAUAAAUUACUCUACACCAUUGAACUCUAUGAGCCUGCAUGGCAAUAUGCUCGAAAAAAGUUUGCUCAUCUUCCAGUACGAUUUAUAUUGGGUGGAACAGUGCCAACUGAAAAGUAUUUGAAACCUGAGGAAAUUCCAAAUCAUGAAGAGCAUUUCAGGUUGUAUUAUCAGCGAGAUAUUGAGCUCUCUAAAAAGUCCAUACCUUGGUUACAUCCUUUAUGUUUAGCAUUUCAAUUUGAUGCAGUUCUUAUUGAUGGAAAUGAAUACACUGGAUGGGCUGAAUAUGAAACGAUUGAUGCCGAGUGCAAACCCAAAUACUUAAUGUUGCACGAUGUAGGAACAUUAAAGACUGAAAAAAUUGAGAAGACCAUCAAGGCAGGAGGAACUGUUUGGCAAUUGAUGGAAGAAGGAAUGGAUGGAGCAAAAUGGCAAAUCUACAAACGAAAGCAGUAA
Messenger RNA from Naegleria lovaniensis, 870 nucleotides. RefSeq lists its product as uncharacterized. The transcript is spliced from 2 exons. The record is from RefSeq and is a predicted model, not a curated record. NCBI's taxonomy places the organism in Eukaryota, Heterolobosea, Eutetramitea, Acrasida, Naegleriidae. Bases 1 to 870 code for a protein of 289 amino acids.